Clupea harengus (Atlantic herring) is the source of this 4717-nucleotide messenger RNA. Its product is annotated as NACHT, LRR and PYD domains-containing protein 12-like. Bases 816 to 4682 code for a protein of 1288 amino acids. Gene Ontology annotation, molecular function: protein binding. The record is from RefSeq and is a predicted model, not a curated record. Gene Ontology annotation, biological process: cell surface receptor signaling pathway. NCBI's taxonomy places the organism in Eukaryota, Metazoa, Chordata, Actinopteri, Clupeiformes, Clupeidae. The transcript is spliced from 12 exons.
CUUAAAGUGUGGUCGCUGUACCAGAAACACUUCUGCUUUCUCGGUAGUUUACUUUGUUUUGUUUUUGAAGUACUUCUUUUUAUUUGUGGUGUGUGCUGUGGUUUAUUUUUGUCUCUCUGACGUCUGCUUCUGUGCUGGGAGCAUGGCUGCCUCAGAGACGUUUGAUAUUCGUACAUAUUGAAAACAGCCUUUACCCAAUUGUUGAAGAAUGAUUAGCAGUUGGGGAGAUUGUUCAACACAACAACAUUUUAUCGUCGCCCAGUAUGAACAGCGCUGUCGUUUUUUACUUCAAACGGUGGAAUUGGCAAAGUUUAGUAGUGAUGGUGUUCUCACCGCCCUGCUCCCAUUAUCAACCAACCACUUCUUUAAAAGUGAUUUCGCCUGAUAUUCCACCUUCUAUUAGCAUGAUAGAAGUCAGUAAGUAGUUAGUUUCAAGCUUUAUCUUGCUAUGGUAGGCAACUUAGGGCUUGCCAGUCAAGAAUAUCGCGAUAACUGGCAAAUCCCCGCCCUUGGCAUUUCUUUUAGGCCGUUUAUUUAGCUUCAGGAAGAUCGCGGACAGCUUUAAUUUGCCUAACCUGUUCAAACCUACUGGUCGAUAUUGUGACCGUAAAACAUAUUUUAAGUUAUAAGGCUCUGAAAAUGUCACUGAACAUACCCACGCAUUUCCAGCCAAUGUUGAAAUAAUAACGGGCCUCAAUGAUUGUGCAGUGACGCUUACAGGGAAGCAAAGGUGUGUCAGCUGAUUUCCAUCCUUGGGCAGGCUAAGAUGGCUGCAUUUGUUAAACUGGAGGAACAGUGGAGUUGAAAUUCAGACAAUGGCAGUUGCGGGUGUUGUCACAGCUUCCAAAGGGAUUUUGGUUGUUGUGAACAAUGCCUUGUUACUGCAAAGUCAGUUACAGAAAGCAAAGAGAAACAAGAAAAGCUUUGAAGAACUUGCGACUCGCGUGAAGGAUGUGGCAGAGGUGCUGGAAACACUGACAAACCAGGGUGUGGAGGAAAACGUGGUGGAGAAAGGGCUUGAGAUAUUUGAACGUGCUUUAGAGUCUGCAGAAAAACUCCUGCAAAAAUAUGGAUGCUCCAAUGUAUUCAUGCAUUGUGUAAAGGCUGGUGGUUUUGGUGAUCGUUUUGCGAGGGUUAAUACUCAGCUGAAUGAAGCCGAACAACACCUGACCCUCACCCUUGCGGUGGAACAGAGACAGAAACAAGUGGAUGAGAGCAAGAAGAAGGCAGAGGAUGAAGAAACCAGAGGUCCUGCCACUCUCCAGAAAGUCUUAACAGACCACAAGAAGCGUAUGCAGCAGCGAUAUGGCGCUGUGUUUGAGGGCCUUGUGCAGAACAACAAGAAGACGCCUCUCAACAAGAUUUUCACUCAGCUCUACAUUACGGAGGGGGAGAGCGAAGAGGUCAACAGAGACCAUGAAAUAUGGCAGAUUGAGGAGGCAUUCAGGAAGCAAAACAAGCAACACACUGCAAUUAGCAUCAAUGACAUCUUUAAAGGGGAGGAAAGGCACAUCAGAACUGUGAUGACCAAGGGUGUUGCUGGUGUUGGAAAGACUGUGUCCGUGCAGAAGUUUAUACUAGACUGGGCAGAGGGUCUAGCCAAUGAUGAUGUGAAUUUCAUCCUCUGUCUCCCCUUCAGAGAACUUAACCUGCUCAAAGAUGACGAGUAUAGUCUUCGAGACCUUAUGUUUGAUUUCUAUGAGGAGCUUGGACCACUGACAAACAUGCUUAACUUCCAGGAAUUUAAGGUUGUGUUCAUUCUCGACGGUCUGGAUGAGUGCAGAUUUCCGCUGGAUUUUCAGAAAAGCAAACAUGUAUCCAAAAUCGAAGAGAAGACAUCGUUGGACAUACUGAUAACCAACCUCCUUAAGGGGAAUCUUCUUCAAUCAGCCUUAGUAUGGAUAACUUCACGUCCAGCAGCCGCAGGUCUGGUCCCUUCCGAACACAUUGACCGGUGUACCGAAGUACGGGGAUUCAACGACGAACAGAAGAUUGAGUACUUCAAGAAGAAACUCGGUGAUGAUCCCCAUGCAGAGAAAAUCAUCGCCCAUGUCAAGACAACAAGGAGCCUCUUCAUCAUGUGCCAUAUACCAGUCUUCUGCUGCAUCGCAGCCACUGUGAUGCAGCGCAUUAUGGCCGAGGGAAACACUGAGCAGAUUCCUACAACUCUCACAGAAAUGUACGUCCUAUUCCUUUGUACGCAGCUGAAGAUGACAAACCACAAGUUUGUUGGAAACAAGAUGAUGGACAGGAAAGCUUUCCUGGAAGAAAACAAGGACGGUAUCCUCAAGCUAGCAGAACUUGCCUUCCGCAAAUUAGAAGGGACCGAUGGCUCAAUCCUGUUUUACGAAGACGACCUGAGAGAGAGCGGUAUCAGUUUGGAACACGCAUCGGUCCUGUGCACAGAAUUCUUCAAGGUGGACCGUAUGAUGUUUCAGAAGAGGUUCUACAGCUUUGUGCACCUCAGUAUACAGGAAUUCCUUGCUGCCCUCCACGUGUUUGCCUCCUUCCUCAAGAAGGACAUGGAGGCACUGAAGCCUUUUCUUGAGAAGAGACCAAAGAAGGUGUUCCUUUACCUACUCCUGAAGAGUGCCACAGCCAAAGCCCUUCAGAGCAACAAUGGACACCUGGAUCUCUUUGUCCGCUUCCUGAUGGGAAUCUCGCUGGAUUCCAACCAGUCCUUUCUGCAAGGCCUGCUGCCAGAACCCUUGGACGAGGACAAGGAAGACAACAUCAAGUCCAUGAAAUUGAUAGUCAAGCACAUCGAUUCUUUGGUACUGAAGGAUCUUUCCCCUGAGAGAUUCAUAAACCUAAUUAACUGCCUGACUGAACUUCAGGACAACUCUCUCCACAAGGAGCUGCAGCUGUACCUGCAGUAUAUAAAGUGCCCUGGAACAGCGCUUAAGCCAGCCCACUGUUCUGCACUGGCCAACAUGAUCCUGCUGUCAGAGGAGCCACUGGAGGAGUUUGACCUCAAACGCUACAACGUGGGAGACGAGGAUAGAGAGAGGCUCGUGCCGGCUGUUAGGUGGUGCAAGAAAGCCAGGCUUGCUGAAUGCAAGCUCUCGGCUUACUGUGGGGAGAUCGUGGCCUCAGCCCUUCAGUCAGAGCACUCACCUCUGAGGGUGUUGAAUCUGGAGAUGAGCUACCUCACUUUGCCUGGGCUGAACGCAGUCUGCUCUGGUCUCACAACCCCACACUGCAAACUGCAGGCUCUGAGUCUAGCUGGUUGCAGAUGCGUGUCAGACUUUAGGCUGUGUGUUGUGCUGGGCAAGGCUCUCCAGUCCAUCAGCUCCCACCUCACAGAGCUGGACCUGAGCUACAAUAUCCUAUGCAGUGAUGAGGACAUGAGGGCACUCGCCUCUGGACUCAAGAAUCCGGGCUGUAAGGUUGGGAAACUGAGGUUGCGGAAGUGCUCCCUUACAGAUCAUGGUUGUGAGAUGCUGGCAAGUGUUCUCUGCUUGGAACCGUGCUGCUUGAGAGAGCUGGACUUGAGGGACAACAAGUUGAAUGACAAGGGAAUAGAGCUGCUGUCUGAGGCAAUGAAGACCCCACAAUGUAACCUGGAGAAAUUGAGACUUGCUGGCUGUAAACUAACUGAGUCGUCCUGGAAGUGUUUGAUGCCAGUCUUUCUGGGGGAGCUGGACCUGAGUGAGAGCAGCCUGCAGCUGUUAGAGCUAGAGCAGCUGUCAGUAGCGCUGAGGAGCCCAGACUGCAGAGUGAACACCCUCAGGCUGCAACAGUGCUUUCUGAAGAAUGGCCACUGUGAAGUUUUGGCUUUAGUCCUCAGUUCAGAUGGGUCCCACCUGAGAGAACUGGACCUGGGAGACAACGAUCUGCAGGACUCAGGAGUGGAGCUGCUCUCCUCUGGACUCAAGAACUCACAAUGCACACUGGAAACACUGAGGUUGUCGUUCUGUGGUGUGACUGAGAAAGGCUGUGAGAAUCUGGCUUCUGCCCUAAGUGCAAACCCCUCCUACCUGAGAGAGCUGGACCUGAGUUACAAUCACCCAGGAGAGACAGGAGUCCAACUCCUGACUGAGAAAAAGGAUGACCCAGACUGCAAACUGGAGACACUCAAUGUGGACAACAAUGCAGAGUGCUGGAUGAAGUCAGGACUCAGGAAAUAUUCCUGUGAGCUCACACUGGACACCAACACCAUGAACCAGCAGCUCUACUUGUCCGAAGGGAACCGGAGGGUGACGUGUGUGUUUACGGAAGACGACUACCCGUCCCAUUCAGAGAGGUUUGCGAACGUCGAGCAGGUUCUGGCCACAGAUGGUUUCUCAGGCCGCUGCUACUGGGAAGCUGAGUGUCAUGCCAGCUGUGUUUAUCUAGGCAUGACUUACAAAGACGUUGAAAGGCGAGGGGGACACCUCGGACACAACGAGAAGUCGUGGGCACUGCGGUGCGACGAGAUCGGCUGGUCGACAUUUUCGCCUGUGACUGCUUACCACAAUAAUGACAUGAUCAUGAUCGAAUCGCCUGGGUGCACCUCUUCACGAGUAGGAGUGUAUCUGGACUGGCCAACUGGCACACUGUCCUUCUACAGUGUCUGCUCUGACACACUCACCCACCUGCACACAUUUCAUCAUAGAUUCACAGAGCCCCUAUAUCCAGGAAUCGGGUUUAUUUCCGAUUUUCACAGUGAUAAUAGUGUGUUACUAUGUGAGAUUGAAUAGACCUCCUUAAAAUAAAAAAGUUAGUAUACGACUGA